CACGCUGUCCCAGCCGUAGAAGGGGAGCAGAUGCCCGGUGUCCCCAGCUCGCCGCCUUCCUGCAGACUUUUUAUCCCUUGAAUUUCCUCCCUGGGGCUUCGUGGGCUGCUCCGGCCGCCGCUCACGCCACUGCGGCGCCUUGGGAACGGGGAGAAAAGGAGCCCGUGACAAAAGCCUGCCUCGCUCUGCCGCGCUGGGGGACGGCGGCCAGCCCCCUCUCUGGAGCCCGGCCACCGUCACCGGGCAGGGGGGAAUCGUCCCUCGCUCCGGAGCCGUGGGGCUGAAUUCAAAUGAUCCGGCCCGAGCCGAAAAAGCCCCUGGCUUGGCUCUGGCAGUGCCGGCCAGGGCACAGGAUGGCCUCAGCCCUCCCGCUGCUGCUGCUCUGCGCCUUUGCCCCCGCGGCGGUCCCGGAGGUGCUUGGCCCCGGAGAUGGCACAGAUGACCUCAAGGCGCUGCAGGUCUCCAUCCCGCGGCACCCGGCCCUGGACGCCGUGCUGGCGGGGGACGUCACCAUCCCCUGCCUCAUCACCUACCUCGGGCCCCUGCCCACUGCCGGCACGGCCGGGCGCAGGGCGGUGCUGGGCGCCCCCCGGGUCAAGUGGACCUUCAUCUCCGAGGGCAGGGAGGUGGAGAUCUUGGUAGCACGGGGGGACAGGGUGAAGGUGAGCGAGGACUAUCGCCUCCGCGCCUCCCUGCCCAUCUUCCACCAGCGGUACACCAACGCCUCGCUGCUGCUCACCGAGCUGCGCCCCAACGACUCGGGGAUUUACCGCUGCGACGUGCAGCACGGCAUCGAGGACGGCCACGACAUCCUCGACCUCAGAGUCAAAGGGGUUGUGUUUCACUACCGCGAGGGCUCCAUGCGCUACGCCUACACCUUCGCCGAGGCGCAGGAGGCUUGCGCCAGGAUCGGCGCCCGCAUCGCCACCCCUGAGCAGCUGUACGCCUCCUACCUGGGCGGCUACGAGCAGUGCGAUGCUGGCUGGAUCGCCGACCAGACCGUCAGGUACCCCAUUCACACGCCCCGUGAGGCUUGUUAUGGAGACAUGAACGGCUUCCCUGGGGUGAGGAACUACGGGGUGGUGGACCCGGAGGACAUGUACGACGUGUACUGCUACGCCGAGGACCUGCCAGGGGAGAUCUUUUUGGAGACGGCCCCAGACAAAUUCACGCUGGAGGAGGCGGAGGCGCGCUGCCGGGCGCGGGGCGCGGUGCUGGCGAGCCCGGGGCAGCUCUACGCCGCCUGGAGCGCGGGGCUGGACGCCUGCAGCCCCGGCUGGCUGGCCGACGGCAGCGUCCGCUACCCCAUCGUCACCCCGCGGGAGCGCUGCGGUGGGGCGCUGCCCGGCGUCAAAACCAUCUUCCUCUUCCGCAACCAGACGGGGUUCCCCGAUGCCCAGAGCAGAUACGAUGCGUACUGCUUCCGAGAAGGGACAAACUCUAUCCCUGAGGCCGCAGGAAAAUACGGAGCCAGAGAGCCCGAGGGCCUCCAGGAGAUUGUUACAGUGGCAGAAAAGCUGGAGGAGCUGCAGCUGCCCAAAGCGCAAGUGGAGAUUGAGUCGCGAGGGGCUAUUUACGCCGUCCCUUUCUUUAAGGACGUGGCUGACGCUGAGCUGGAAAAGCCGAGCCUGUCCCCCGAAGACGCCCCGGGGCCGGGGGCCUGGCACCCCCCGCUAGCUACCUCCGUGUCCUCAGCUCGAGGACGUCACCCAACCUCUGCCACCCCUUUCCCCAUGGCCCCGGCCGUCCCCGAGGCAGGCGUCCCGCUUAGCUGUGGUGCAAAACCGGGGAGCCCGUCCCCUGCAGACGAGGAAGGGGCGACAGGGACGGGUGGAAAGUGCGCAGAGGCCGGGCGAGAGCCGUCCCGCACGGGGGAGGAGGGAGCAGCGCUGGAGCGGCCGCUGGGCUCCGCACCGGGCAGGGACCCUGGGAACACCGCAGCAGAGAGCCUGGGGGGACGGCGAGACCCCGGCCAGCCCACGGAGCCAGACACAGUGGGAGCAGAGGGACCCUCUGACGCCCCGUCCCCGGCGGUGGCCACAGCAGAUAGCCAAGAGCCAGCCCCCGGGCCGCACGGCCGCGGGUCCGGUGGGACGAGCAGCCCCGUCCCUGCCGCGGGGGCUGCCGAGGACGCCGAGCUGUCCGGAGACGUGGCCGAAAGCCCCCGGGGGGCGUCCCCGCUGCCCCCCUCACAGCUGCAGGAGGACGGCGAGGAGCAGUCGGGGGCCCUGUGGCUCCCCUCGCCCACGGCCCCAGGGGACGGGGGCACGGUCCCCGCGGCGGAGGCGACGGUGGUCACCCUGUGGCACACCGAGGUGCCCGGCAGCAGCGACGCACCGGCCACUGGACACGAGGCUGUGCCACAAACCCCGGGCACUGGAACACCCGCUGCGUCUUCGGAAGAAGAGGAGGAGAAGAAGGAAAAGGAAGAGGAGAAGGAAGAGGAGGAGGAAGAGGAAGAGCGACCCAUGCCCUCUGUCGCAACCGUGGAGGGUUUCCUUGCAGCCGUUCCCGGAGAACCAGGUGGCUGCGUCCCCAACCCCUGCCUCAACGGAGGGACCUGCACCGAGGACGGCGCCCGCCUCGCCUGCCUCUGCCUGCCCGGCUACGGAGGGAGCAGCUGCGAGAGACCACUGAAGAGGUGCAGCCCCGGCUGGGACAGCUUCCAGGGAGCCUGCUACAAGCACUUCUCCACCCGGAGGAGCUGGGAGGACGCGGAGACGCAGUGCAGGCACUACGGGGGGCACCUGGCCACCAUCCUGACCCCCGAGGAGCAGGACUUCAUCAACGACCAGUACCGGGAGUACCAGUGGAUCGGCUUGAACGACCGGACCAUCGAGGGGGAUUUCCAGUGGUCCGACGGGAGCCCCUUGCUCUACGAGAACUGGCACCCCGGGCAGCCCGACAGCUACUUUCUCUCCGGGGAGAACUGCGUGGUCAUCGUGUGGCACGACGGGGGGCAGUGGAGCGACGUCCCCUGCAACUACCACCUCUCCUACACCUGCAAAAUGGGGCUGGUGCAGUGCGGGCCCCCCCCCGCCGUCAGCAAUGCCCACGCCUUCGGCAAAGCCAAGCCGCGCUACGAGGUCGGCUCCACCGCCCGCUACCAGUGCCGCCGCGGCUUCGCCCCGCGCCGCUCGCCCGUCGUCCGCUGCCGCGAGGACGGGACGUGGGAGCGGCCCCAGCUCUCCUGCCGCCCUGGGCUGGCUCAGCACCCCGGCGACUGAGCGGGUCCCCGAGGCAGGAGGCUCCCCGGUGGAUGGGGACGGCACCGGGACGCCAGCACGGGCACCGGCGGGGCGAGGAGCCUGCCCUGUGGGUGCCCACCCUCUGCUUGUUUUAUAUCUGUACAAAGAAACCCCGAUAACUAAAGAUCCCCUGAAAAGGA
Cygnus atratus (black swan) is the source of this 3388-nucleotide messenger RNA. It is a transcript of the gene BCAN, whose product is annotated as brevican. NCBI's taxonomy places the organism in Eukaryota, Metazoa, Chordata, Aves, Anseriformes, Anatidae. Bases 291 to 3227 code for a protein of 978 amino acids. Gene Ontology annotation, biological process: cell adhesion. Gene Ontology annotation, molecular function: hyaluronic acid binding. The record is from RefSeq and is a predicted model, not a curated record. The transcript is spliced from 15 exons.